UCUGCACCGGGGUCGCGUCUGUCAUGGAGGCCGGGAGCCCGGGGGCCGGGGACCCGGAGGGGGAGCUGCUGUUGCGGAGGCUCAGGGAGAGCCGCCGCCGCUUUCAGAGGCGCAUGCAGCAACUGAUCGAGAAGUACAGCCAGCCCUUCGAGGACGACCCCCUGGUGCAGAUGGCCACCCUGACCUACGAGACCCCCCAGGGAUUGAGAAUUUGGGGAGGAAGGCUAAUAAAGGAAAAGAAGAAAAAACCAAUCCAGGACUCCCCUGUGAAGGUGGUUAGCCAGAUAGAGGACCUUGUACAAGCUGGACCCGGAAGCAGCAAGCAUUCGCCUUGUCACCUGCAGGUCCUGAGAACAGAUGCGGACAGCAGUGACGCGUCUGCCUCUUCUGACUCGGAGGAGUCCUUGGCUGGUCCCUUAAUGCCGGCAGUGCCCGGGAGCCCCCUGAAAGACGAGCUGAGGAGGAAGUACCUGGCGCAGGCGGACCUGCUGCUGCGAGGCGCAGAGGACCCGCAGGGUGCGCACAGUGGGAAGGAUAUCCUGGUCAUGUCGGCCCCCGCCUGGGCCCUGCCUGCUGCGCCCGCCCCCGAUCCCUGCCAGGGAGGAUCUGCAGGAAGCCCCAGUGACCCUGCACCGCCAGCAUCUUUCCCCGGAAAUGACAGCAUCUUGCUGGGAACCAGCAGCAACAGCUACUUGAGCAGCCAGUCCUUUGAGGCCGAUGACAUUUGCAACGUGACGAUCAGCGACUUGUACGCAGGCAUGCUGCACUCCAUGAGCCGGCUGCUGAGCACCAAGCCGGGGAGCAUCAUCUCCACCAAGACCUCCAUCGUGCAGCACUGGAAGAGGCCCCCGCGCCGGAGCAGGGUGCCCAUGAGGGAGAUGGGCUGGCACGGCAACCGGCACUUCCGGAGGAACCCCAAGGAGAGGGCUGCACCCAGCUCAGAGCCCGGGAAAGACACGGGCGUGCUGAUAGGCUGCAAGAACUUGUCACACGUUGCUCGCCAUAUGACAGAUUUGAAGUUGAAAAGCGCUUUUCUUCAGGGAAACAAACAUGAGGUCCACAGAUUCGAUCCAACAUGGAAGGAGCUCCAGGUGCCUUCACUGACUCAUGUAGCUGGCAGCCCCAUGCACAGGAAACUUGGGGAUCGCGAGGAUAGACUUAGAGCACUGAUGUGGUUAAUUUCCCCUGUGAAAAUGGUUUCCAGACCAAAACCGCAACAGGGUCUUGGAGAGCACCGAGUUAGGGAGAUUGAAAUCCAGUUCACCAAGCUUCAUCGGGAAUGCCUCCUGUAUCCCAGGAAACAGCUUCCCCUGCCCAGCCCCCCGGGUGCCUGGGCUGUGGAUGUGUACAGAGGGGGUUCUGGAAGCCCAGGUGGCCCCCGGGCCUUAGAGACCCACAGGCUAAGUUUACCUUUCAGCCAAGCAAGAGCUAAAGGGCAAAGUGAGGCCUUUGGGAAUGUGGACAGAUGUGAAGCAAACAGCUGCCCCCGGAGUGACGUCUCUCCUGUCUCAAAGGGCCGCCCCUUCCAGAGCCCUGACCGCCCCUGGCGGACAUCUGACCUUUUGCCCAGAACCAGUUCAAGAAUGCUGAGUGAGGCAGCGUCACCCACCCAGGCUAGUUCAGUACCAAGGACAGGGCCGCUGGGUGGCGGAAGGAGCCACUACAAUGAGAUCAAAGAAAAGUUUGACAAGCUUCAUCAACAGUGUUGCCAGGCCUCACCACGGCAGGCAAAGGCACGUCCGGGCAACACCCGCGCGGAAGUUCGCCAAACAAGAGACUCAGGAACAUCCAGGGUAGAUUUCCUGAGUUUCCAAAAGUUGAAAGCGUCACCCCAGUGGUGCCUACGAAGUCCCUGGGGCACUGCGUGGGCCACCACAGAACACGCUCUGCACCCUACGAAGAGACGCAGGUUGUCAUACCCCGAGGCCAAACCUCAGGACUUUGCAGGAGAGGGGACAGACCCCUCAUGCCCUCCCUGGGAAAAGAAGAGCACAUCUCUCCAGAUGGAAGAGAAAAAUGAUGUUUAUUAAAAAAAUUCAAAGCUAGAACCAAAUAUAUCACCAGGUUAUUUUAGAGCAUUGGCCCUCUUGCUCCGGUUUUAUUGACUUACCUGUCCUGGAGCAAAUCCAGGGAAACACAUUGUCACCGUUCUCUGGUUUAAAAAUUAGGGGAAUGAACUUGCUCAAUGCACAUUUUUAAUGUUCGCUCUUGUAGGCCUCUUUUUCUUCUGUUUUCUUUUUCUAAUUUAGACAGUACCCUCCCCCCCCCACACCUUUCCUGUUGGAGUAUUGUUGGUUUAGGGCGCCCUCAUCACGGAGCCGGACAUUGACGGGGAGAGCACUGUCUUCACG
Molecule: messenger RNA, 2351 nt
Organism: Dipodomys ordii (Ord's kangaroo rat)
Lineage: Eukaryota; Metazoa; Chordata; Mammalia; Rodentia; Heteromyidae
Gene: Hjurp
Product: Holliday junction recognition protein
Exons: 9
Coding region: 24-2030 (668 amino acids)
Biological process (GO): CENP-A containing chromatin assembly
Cellular component (GO): chromosome, centromeric region; nucleus
Molecular function (GO): histone binding
Source: RefSeq, a predicted model, not a curated record